AUGCAAGCAGACUCUUCGCCAAAUGUCCCCUUGAAGGCGAAACAGCUUGGCGAAGGGGUGAUCCGUUUAUUUCGUGACUUUGAUGAUGAUGAAGAUGAUUCGCUGCUGAAAGCUGUCGUCACCAACACCAAUGACCAAACGAUGCUUUCGAUAUUGGCGCUUCCCACAUACUUUACGGCAACAGAUCUAUUGGGAUAUAUCGGAGAUCAUUACCUAGAUAGUAUAACACAUAUAAGGAUCCUCAAGAGUGAAAAGGCCAAUCGAUUCUUAGUGCUUCUUAAGUUCAAUGAUGUGUUACGCGCAGCAGAGUUUCAAUACCAUUUUGAUGGAAAGCCAUUCAAUUCCAUGGAGCCCGAAGCUUGUCAUGUGGUUUAUGUGAAGUCGGUCGUAGCUGAAGGGUCUACGAAGUUAGCAGCAAAGGAUACACUUAUCCCGUUCUUGUUGGAGGACCCGUUCACCAGUCAGACGGAGAACAACAAUACACCGGUUGAGCUACCAACAUGUCCGGUCUGUCUUGAAAGACUUGACUUUGAGAUCUCAGGGUUACUCACUAUUCCAUGCCAGCACACAUUUCAUAGUACCUGUCUCUCGAAGUGGAGCGACGAUACAUGCCCUAUUUGUCGAUAUACGAAUAGUGUACUGAAUCAGAAUAUCAAGAGAUCCGUAAGGAGACUUCUGCAAAUUAACUCAAGGAUCCAACAGCAGCAGCUGCUGCAUCAACAUGAGGGUGAAGGCUCAAGCAGUAGAAACAGCACUACAGACCACUGUGUGGAUUGUCUGGCAACGACAAACCUUUGGGUAUGCUUAAUCUGCGGUAAUCUCGGCUGUGAUCGAUAUGCCCCGGAGCAGCAUUCCUUAAAGCACUUUGUAGAAACCGGUCAUUGCUUUGCUAUGGAGCUCAGUACAUCCAGAAUCUGGGACUAUGCCGGUGACAGAUAUGUACAUCGUUUAGUCACCACAGAAGAGGAUGGCAAGAUUGUUGAAUUGCCUGAGAAGGAUGAUACGAAACUGACUAAGGAUCAAAGCAACGACGAGUAUUCCGAGCUUCUUUUGAGUCAGCUUAUCAGCCAGCGAGAGUAUUAUGAGUUACUAUUACACGAGAAGUCAAACAAUGUGGCUCGCAGAGGGUCAUCUAAUGAAGUCAAUUCAUCAAGAGUUACUGAAUUGGAGAGCAAGGUGAGUGAGUUGAGUGAACAAGUCAAGAAGCUCACAUCGAGUGUGAUUCCAGCACUCAACAGAAAGAUCGACAUCAAGGAGAAGUCUCUUAAGAUUGCUGCUAGUGAACUCAACGAAGCAAACGUAUUGAACGAGGGUCUUUCAAACAAGGUUGAUUAUUUAAUUCAAGAGAACGAGAAGCUUAAGACAGAAAGAGAAGACCUCUCCGAGCAGGUAAGGGAUCUCAUGUUUUACUUGGAAUCACAGGCGAAGUUCAAAGAUCAACCAGCAGAAGUUAAGGAAGGGCAAGUGAUCAUGAAACCAAAGAAGAAGAGUAACAUAAAAAAAAAGUGA
Messenger RNA from Candidozyma auris, 1509 nucleotides. RefSeq lists its product as uncharacterized. The record is from RefSeq and is a predicted model, not a curated record. Gene Ontology annotation, cellular component: cytoplasm. Lineage: Eukaryota; Fungi; Ascomycota; Pichiomycetes; Serinales; Metschnikowiaceae. Gene Ontology annotation, biological process: Ras protein signal transduction; protein ubiquitination. Bases 1 to 1509 code for a protein of 502 amino acids. Gene Ontology annotation, molecular function: zinc ion binding; ubiquitin protein ligase activity. The transcript has a single exon.